Molecule: messenger RNA, 4849 nt
Organism: Folsomia candida
Lineage: Eukaryota; Metazoa; Arthropoda; Collembola; Entomobryomorpha; Isotomidae
Product: multidrug resistance-associated protein 4
Exons: 31
Coding region: 735-4685 (1316 amino acids)
Biological process (GO): transmembrane transport
Cellular component (GO): membrane
Molecular function (GO): ATP binding; ABC-type transporter activity; ATP hydrolysis activity
Source: RefSeq, a predicted model, not a curated record
GUAUGCAGACUUGAAACGUCGAGAUUACUCAGAAUUCACUCAAUUCAAUCAUAUUAUUCAUUAAUCAGCACUCCGUUUCACAGAAAGAUAUUAUUUGCUACACUGAAAUUAGAUUGUCCAGCAUGUCUCAUGCAGAUAGUCAGUUCUUGCGCUCUUUGUUCACGAACUUAUGAGAAUCGCAGUACUGUACUUGCUCUGUGCAUAAGUUGAAAUUAUUGUAAAAAUUUAUGCAAACCAGGUUCGAUAUUUGAAAACUUUUUCCGUUUCAACUUUGUGCAUAAGUGUUUAUCCUGCUUGUGAGUGUUGGUUAUAGAGCAGUAACGUGUCAAAUAUAUGCAGUACGAAAACCCCGAACAACCUCCCGUCUCGUGUUUCUGAAUCAACGAAUAAAAAAGUCGGCCCCGAAUCUUGAGCCAGGGUCACACCACAAAAUCUGCAAUCACUCGCUCCCAACCAACUUUAGAGAUGUUCGCUUUAGAGUGUUUGGCACUUGGCCGCAAUCUCUCAGUUGUUUAAAGAUCGUGGAGUGACAAUCGUUAUACUGCAUUGUGUUUUAUAUAUACACGCAUAUUCGUAGUUUUUUUAAAAUUAAACAAAGUUGCAUUUUUCAGUAAUAACUCGGUGCACAAUGUUGUGCAUAAAAGUUUUAAAUUAGUGAUCCGACUGAAUGUAAAGUCAGCGUAUCCCAAAUAAAACACUUGGUUUACUUUGUAGUGACUGGCUCAAAUAGUGUCAUGGACUUCAAAGAGAAGCAUUCUACCCCAAACCCACGGGAGAAAGCAUCAUUGCUUUCACGCCUGCUUUUCUUAUGGAUAGUUCCGCUCUUUAGGAAAGGGCUUAAAAAUGAGUCCUUAAUUUUAGAUGACAUGUACGAUGUCCCAGAGGAAGAUAUUUCCCACAAGUUGGGAGUUCGACUUGGCAAUGAGUGGGAAAAGGAAAGAAAGUGUGCUGGAAAGAAAGCAGUACAGCCCUCGUUUUUUAAAGCUUUGGUGGCAGUAUUUGGUAAAUUGUACCUGUUACUUGGAUUAGCUGUGCUAUUUGAUGAAUGUGUUAUCAGAGUUGCUCAACCAAUAUUCCUUCGUCAUCUCAUCCGCUCAUUUAGUGAUCAAUCCGUGUCAGAAUCUGAACAAUACUUUUAUGGCCUUGGCGUUUGCCUUACGUCGCUUCUUCAUGCUGUGAUAAUUCACCCUUUAUCGUUUGAAAUUCUGCACAUUGGAAUGAAAUACAGGAUCUCAGCCUGCUCCCUCAUUUACAGAAAGACCAUCCUAUUGAGUAGAGCUGCUCAAGAAGACACCACAAUAGGAAAUCUCAUUAAUCUUAUAUCCAAUGACGUGGCUAAGUUUGAUAUGAAUCUCUUAUUUAUUCCAUAUCUUAUCAUUGGUCCAAUACAAACGGUGAUAUUUACUUACUUUCUCUGGGAGGAGCUCGGAAUUUCAUGUCUCAGUGGCGUUGGAUUUGUCUUUCUUCUCAUGCCAAUUCAAUAUUACAUUGGGAUGCUUUCACGAAAUUUAAGAUUUAAAAUUGCUCAAAAAUCGGACGAAAGAAACAGACUAAUGAACGAAAUCAUUGUGGCAAUUCGAGUUAUUAAGAUGUACGCGUGGGAGCUGCCUUUCUCCUCUCUCAUCAACCAAGUGAGGAAAGAAGAAGUGAAAGUCAUUCAAAAACGAGCUUAUCUAAAAUCCUUCUAUCUCUCUCUGUUUUUGUCUUCCAAAAAGUUUAUUCCGUACUUGGCCUUUUUAACCUACGUAUCAGUAGGUCAUACACUCACGGCGGAUAAAGUGUUUUUUGCUGUGACAAUUUUUGACAUAAUAAUCGCGAAUAUGGUGUCCACAUUGCCAUCUGCUGCUGCAGGCUGCGGAGAGUUAGUAGUUGCAGUUAAGAGAAUUGAAUCUUUCCUGUUAUUGGAAGAGAAGACUGUGAAUAAUGCUAAAUUAGACAUUAGACAAGAAAAUGGAGAAAGCGAAGUUGUCCCUUCCAUCAAGAUGCAUAAUUUGACUGCUAGUUGGACCGGCGAUAAAAAUAACUUGGAUAAAUUAAAUGUUAAUUUUACUGGAGACAAACUUGUAAUGAUAGUUGGUCCUGUUGGCUGUGGAAAAUCAUCGUUUCUCCAAGCUUUACUCGGUGAAUUGCCAAUUUCAUCUGGAAAAUGCUAUAUUAAAGGCAAAAUUACGUACUCUGGUCAAGAUCCGUACAUAUUUUCUGGGACACUUCGUCAAAAUAUUUUGUUUGGAAAGGAUUACAAUGAAAAUUUGUACGAGGACAUAAUCUCUGUCUGUUCGUUGGACAGUGAUUUCCGCCAAUUCCCAUUAGGUGAAAAUACAUACGUAGGGGAAAGAGGUAUUACGUUGAGCGGAGGACAGAAAGCACGCGUAAACUUGGCUAGAGCAUUGUAUAGACAGUCCUCAAUUUAUCUGCUCGAUGACCCACUAAGUUCAGUAGAUUCGAAGGUUAGUCGACAUAUUUUUGAUAAAUGCAUCAAGCAGUACUUGGCCGGAAAUUUGAGGAUUCUUGUGACACAUCAGUUACAAUAUAUGCCAAAAGCGGAUCACAUAAUCGUCAUGAACAAGGGCCAUGUAAUUGCUCAAGGAACAUACCAAGAGUUGGUUGAAGAAGGGAUUGAUUUUCUGAAAUUAAUUACAAGUGAAGUAGAGCCGGAUCUAUAUCGGAAAGCAAGCUUAACAAAAUUGGAGGCUAUCGAACAAGAGCUAAAAAAGGAAGAAGAGGUUCGAGAUUCACAAGAAGAAAAAAUGACGGUUGGAUGCGUUUCGCUGAAAACUUAUUGGCAGUAUUUCCGAUCUGGUAAUUCCAUCGCUGGAAUGAUACUGGUAUUCACGGGAUUUCUAGUUUCGCAGUUGUUAUACACCGCUUCUGAUUAUUGGCUAUCGCACUGGACGAAUGAAGAAGAAGCUUGGUCAAUUUCAACAAAGCUCAAUUUUUCUGGUCUCGAGAACUCGUCCAACUCGUCAGAACGUAUUUCCGAAGUAUCAGUAGGAUUAGAUGAAGCCUUAGAUGCCAGUCAGCGAUGGACCACGACCUAUCUUGGUCAACAUGUCUACAUCGCUGUUUACAGUGGCCUUGUUCUGCUAAUUGCCUUACACACAAAUAUCAACAGUGCCUACUUUUUCAAAUAUUGCAUGAAGAUUAGUAGCAAUAUUCAUGACAGGAUGUUUGCUAGCGUUGUAAGAGCACCUAUGCAAUUCUUCGACGAUAACCCUUCCGGGCGUAUAAUGAAUCGCUUUGUACUGAUGUCAGUGCUUGAUGAAUCUCUCCCAGCUGCUUGUUACGAUGUUAUCACUAUAUUCUUGAUAAUGUUGGGAGUUAUCAUUGUUGUAAUUUUGUCAAAUUACUAUAUCUUCAUUCCAAGCACCUUCCUCUUAAUCUCGUUGAUGCUCAUUCGUCGAUUUUACAUUCAAACUGCUCGUCAAGUCAAGAGAUUGGAAAUUAUAUCUAGAAGCCCUUUGUUCACUCACUUGACAGCCACAAUACAAGGCCUAACUUCAAUCAGGGCACUUAAUGCCCAACCCAUACUGACACAACAAUUUGACGGGCUUCAAGACAUUCACUCUGCUGCCUGGUUUCUAUUCAUUUCAUCCAACAGAUUUUUUGGUGUUUGGUUGGAGCUGAUGUCUUGUGCUUUUCUGACGUUUGUCACAUUUAGCUUCAUGCUAUUCUCGAGCUCUACAAAGAGUGGAUUUGUUGGGCUCGCUAUUUCUUCCGUGCUCAGCGUCACAUUCAAAUUCCAGUGGGGGAUGCGACAGUCGGCUGAGCUAGAAAAUCUCAUGACCGUGACGCAGAGAUGUCUAGAGUAUAUUCAACUGAAACACGAACCUUCCCUUGAAAGUCAUCCAAAAAACCAACCACAAUCUAAUUGGCCAAAAUCUGGAGAAAUAAUUUUUAACAAUAUUUCACUAUCCUAUUAUGGAAAAGAAGUUUUGCGGGGAAUUUCAUUCAAGAUUCAAGCCAAAGAGAAAGUUGGUAUUGUUGGGAGGACGGGAGCAGGCAAAAGCUCAAUAAUUGCUGCCUUGUUCCGGAUGACAGAACCUGUGGGGGAAAUUUUCAUAGACGGCGUCAACGUUGGAGAAAUUGGACUACAUGACUUGAGAAAGAGAAUCUCCAUCAUUCCACAAGAUCCAGUGCUCUUCUGUUCUACAGUCAGAUAUAAUCUGGACCCGUUUGAACAGUUCCAAGACCAAGACUUGUGGCAAGUUUUGGAAGAAGUCGGUUUAAAGGAAUAUGUGACUGCCUUAGACAUGAAAGUAGCUGACAACGGAAUUAACUUCAGCGUCGGCCAGCGUCAACUUGUAUGCUUGGCGAGGGCAAUUUUGCGGAAAAAUAAAAUAAUUGUACUUGAUGAAGCUACCGCGAACGUAGAUUACAAUACGGACACAUUUAUACAACAAACCAUACGCAAAAAAUUUGCUGAUUGUACGAUAAUCACAAUUGCUCACAGGUUAAAUAGUGUGAUGGACUGUGACAAAAUUAUUGUGCUUGAUAAUGGAAGCAUUAUGGAAUGUGAUCAUCCAUUUGUUCUUCUGGGAAAUAAGGAAAGUAUAUUGUUUAGCAUGGCUCAACAUACUGGAAGAUCUAGUUUAGCAUUUCUGAAGAAUAUGGCCGAAAACGCUUAUAACAAAAGAGCUCAUCAAAGCAAGGAUGGGGACACAGAAAAUAACAUCAAAGUGGAUUAACAGUCAUCUUUAACAACUUGCUUUUACUUGUCAAAUCCGGUAUCGUACCUACGUCACACAUCCAAUCACUCUUUAAUUAAAGUACAAUUGAGAUACUCAGCAAGACUUGUGUUUAGAUUUAUAUAUAAAAACAAUAAUUGAAUAAAUGUGAUAUUUAUACGCAA